Messenger RNA from Medioppia subpectinata, 315 nucleotides. The record is from the annotation of a GenBank genome assembly. Lineage: Eukaryota; Metazoa; Arthropoda; Arachnida; Sarcoptiformes; Oppiidae.
UUUCAAUAGGAAUUACGAGUGGCUUUCGAUAACGAGAAGGGAAGCAAAGACAGACUCUUACUGACAGUUGCCGUUCCCGCCGGUCAGGAGUAUAUUGACCAGGGAUUUGAUGUGCCCUCCAUUUCAAAAGAUGUAGACUUUCUCAAUGUAUUGAGUUAUGACUAUCACACGGCCUUUGAUCCGGAGACUGACCAUCACUCGCCACUAAAGGCACGACCAGAUCAAAGCCGAUUUGACGAGUCGAGUAAAUUCAACACCGAAUGGACAAUCAAUUAUUACAUGCAAUUGGGAGCGCCCAGGGAUAAGAUUAUACUC